CAACCAAUGAAAAAGCAGCUGUUGCAAAAUAUCAACAAAGCUUAAGAGUUUUGUAUGAGAGUUAAUUGUUAUCAUUGCAUGUGAUGGAGAAAGCGAAAGAAGAGGCGGAGAAAUAUAGCGAGUAUGUACGAGAAAAGCUGGGGGACAUUUUAUCGACGGCUGUGGCGGACGUUGCUGAGGCCCGGCCCGAGGAUCCUAUAGGUUUCCUAGCCCAGAAACUCCACGCCGCCUCGAGACAACGCAACACAGCAACAACAGCAACAGCAGCGGGAUCUAGACCAAGUGUUGCUGCUUUGAAACCACGACAGAGUUAUGGAGUUCGUGUUACUAAGUCGAGAUUAUCCCGGUGCAGGGUAGAAAAUGAAAUGUCCCAGAUUCGGGUGCAAACGGUCAGGAAAUUUGAGAAAGUUACAGAAAAUACGAACAAUUCGAAAGAAACACUUAUGUCAAAGCAAGCAACAGGCAUUUUCAAGAAGUUAGGAUUAGAGGAUAGUGGACAAUUGCCGUCAUCAACAAACGAACGAAGGGGUUACACGACAGAGUCAGUACGAAGGGCGGACGAACAUAAACGGCAAACUAUUACGUCACAAUUAACGCACAGAGAGCGGAUUUCUGAUUUAGAUGACGAGGGUUUUGAGGACGCCACAACCUUUGGUCGGACUAUUAAACCAGUGUUUGUCCACCACUACCUCAAAUAUAAUCUAGGUGACCUCCAGUGUGAUUUAUUUGAUGAUAGCGAUUUAUCUUGAAAGUGAAUUAAUGAGAAGUAAACAUUUAAACAAUGCAUUCCUCCCUCGUUCCUCGAAGAUUAUCGUGUUGACUGACUCGUAGCUAAACUUUGUAUGAGGACAGGUGAUGUGAAAGUUGUGUCAUAGAUAUGCUCCAUUCUGUUCUCAGUAAGCAUGGUUGUAUAAAAAUAUGUCUGUUCUAUUCGCAUACUUAAAACUUAUAAUUUUCAAUUCGAGAAAUCGGAACUUGCAGAUCAAAAUUCAACGUAUUUUAUAUCCAUGUCGCACAGCGUAGACACAUCUCCGAUCACUAGAUUCCGGUGUAGCAAAGUAACCUCCCCCUAAUGCUAGCCACCCCACCCCCACAAACCCGACUUUUUUCCUUGAAAAAAUGGUUAUAUAGCAGGAUUACACCCACGGAAAUAAUGGUUAUACAUGUAUAUAGUCAGACUUCUCCUAUUACAGCAAAAUUACCCCCACGGAAAAUCUGGUAUAUAGUAGAAUUUCUACUUUAAGGUAGCUCCAAUCUCACGUGACAAUAGAAAUAUACCCUUUUGGGGGAAUGUAUUCCCUGUGUAUAAUGAAAAAACUAGAAACUAUUUUAAAACUUAAAUAGUACAUUUUUUACAAAUAAUCAAUUAUUUAUAUUUUUAAAAGCGUUGUCAAGGGCGACAACUCCUAUGCUGGUAUUUCUUCUAUUGAAUUGUAUGUCUAUUAUACAAUGAUAUCCACAAUUAAUUUAUACAUGCACGUGUCUAUAAAGUAGUAGUUCCUGAAACUGUU
Messenger RNA from Ostrea edulis (European flat oyster), 1511 nucleotides. RefSeq lists its product as uncharacterized. The record is from RefSeq and is a predicted model, not a curated record. Bases 84 to 749 code for a protein of 221 amino acids. The transcript is spliced from 3 exons. NCBI's taxonomy places the organism in Eukaryota, Metazoa, Mollusca, Bivalvia, Ostreida, Ostreidae.